UGGGAAGUGGGCAGUCUCAAAGAGCGUGAUAGUAACAAGAACUCCACGCCCUAAAAGUAUUUUAAGUAUUUCUGUGAAAUAAUUACAUGGCCAAAGGACUGUUAGAAUCGUUCUUCCACAUUUAUCUUGCAUUCUUUUAAAAUCUCUAAUGGAGUCACAUCCUGGCCUAAUUUCAAAAACUUUUUGCACAGAAAACAUCUUUUGGUGUGAACUUUAAGUGUCUACCUGCCUUUUGACACUGUAAAAGAAAAAAAGGCACAUUCUGAAAACCUACUUAUGCCACAAAGGCAUUUUUCUUAACUGUAUUUUUCAGAUUUAAAUAUCAUCUUUUUCACUGCAUCGGUGUAAAGAUAAAAAGGACAUUGGACAAAAAUUCCCUCUCCAAAGGAAGACGCUUGCAGUUUGCAUAGCUCUCACCAUCUAUUCAAGAAGAUUUGGCAUAAAUGAAAAAUUCAACAUGUCUUCUUCAUCCAUCGAUAGCUACUACUGUAGCUCUACCAGUCAUCUACUGUUUCCUAUUUAUUACUGGCAGUUUUGGGAAUAUUCUCGCUGCCUGGGUGUUUUCAAGACAAGCAUCCACAAAAAGAACACAGUGCAUUUAUCUGGUAAAUCUCAUCACUGCUAAUUUACUCGUAUGUAGCACCAUGCCUUUUCUGGCUAGCUAUUUUGCAAAAGGGCACAAAUGGACAUAUGGCUCUGAUGUAUGCAGAGUAGCGUAUCACCUCGGAACUAUCGUCAUGCACGUCUGCAUGUAUGUCACAAUCACGAUUUUAUGUACAAUCGCUUUAAGUCAGUAUGCAACGCUGAAGAAAAAUAAUGAUGCACGACACUCCCAAGCAGUUACAAAAAACUUGUACAAACGGGGACUUCAGAAGUUUCGUCAGCCAAAGUUCGCUAAAUAUUUUUGUAUCUCUAUAUGGCUUAUUGUGUUGUGCGUAACGGUAACAGCUAUCACAUAUGAUGCUCGGGCAAGGAGGGGACAAAUAUUUCGCACGUGUUACAACAUGAAGGUAGAAAUUGGUGAAGUUACUGCGAAGACUGCAGCUUCCUUUGCUACUGCUUGUUUUUUUCUAUUUUUUCUGACUGUUUUGUUAUCAUACUAUUCCCUCACCAGACACCUGAGUAAAAUACAAAAAAACACCCACAUUGGACAAAACCAAAUGAUUUACAGAACGGUGAAAAGAAAUAUUCUUGUCAUCCAGAUCAUUUUAACUGUCUGCUUUCUUCCAUAUCAUAUUUUCAGGCCCAUAUUUUACGUAUUGCUCCCAGAAGAAGACUGUUCAAGGAUAAACUAUCUGGUAGAAAUUAAAAAUUUCCUUACCUGUCUGUGUGUUUCUAGGAGUAGUAUAGAUCCAGUUAUAACCCUUCUGCUAGAUAAAACAUUUAAGAAAAAUCUAUACACUCUGUUUAAAAAAUCCACACCUGAAAAACACCAACGUAGAGCUGAUAUUUUCACUGAAGACACCCCACCAAUAUGAAAUAAUAUGGAAAGAUGUUAAGAACAUAUUACUAACAGUCAGCUCAUUUUGACUUGCUAUAAUGAGACUUCUAUAUGAAAUGGGAAAUAUUUAAAUAAAAUGGUAACAUUACUUGUAUUUUUUUUAACACAGUCUUGCUUUAAAAUCAACAGCAGCCAUAAUAAAUGAAUUCAUGUAAUUCAUACAGAGAACUGUGCAUUGCCACUUUACCCAUGUAAAGAAAAAUACAUUUAUGUUUGAUGGGUGGACAGUGUUUUCUUUCUAACUGAUCUGGGAAGAAACUAGUGUGAAAUAGAGGACAUAGUUCUCAUCUGUUACCGUUAUUCCCAGGUUUUCUGAGCUUUCUUUACAAAAAAUAAAGAAAGGAGAAGCAUUGAUUUUUUUCCUCUAGAAUAGAUUGAUCAUGCGUCAAAGUCUUAAGGAAGAAGGCACAGAAAACUACAAAAUAAACUCAAGUUUUAACUUUUUUUUUUUGUUUUUUGUUCAGAAGCUCAGCUCUGGGUCUGGCUAAGCACUGGCUAGCUGGUGGUGAGCAACUGCACUGUGCAUAACUUCUUUUAUUAUCAUUAUUCCUCUCUCUUAUUAAACUGUCCAUAUCUCUACCCACCAUUUCUUGCACUUUCACCUUUUUGAAUUCUCUCUCCCAUCCCACUGUGAGCAAAUAGUUGUUUAACCUGGCAGACAGCCCAGCACUGCAGUUCAACAUGUAAUCACCCAAAAGUGUUACACGAUUAUACCACAUCAAAUUUGAAUUAACACAUAUUACUCCAGAAGGCACCUUCUUCACAUCAGUGUUUAAACCCAGAACCACUUGCAGAAGAGUGAGUAAAACACAUGAGUCAUACAAAAUUGUAGGAUAUCUGAAUGCACAUGAAGUGAGGGAAAAAAGGAUGAAAUGCAUACAUGUACUUAUUUUUAACUUCUGGUACUAUUUAACAUAAAUAUUAAAAAU
Meleagris gallopavo (turkey) is the source of this 2430-nucleotide messenger RNA. RefSeq names its product G protein-coupled receptor 82 (gene GPR82). The record is from RefSeq and is a predicted model, not a curated record. Gene Ontology annotation, cellular component: membrane. Gene Ontology annotation, molecular function: G protein-coupled receptor activity. NCBI's taxonomy places the organism in Eukaryota, Metazoa, Chordata, Aves, Galliformes, Phasianidae. Gene Ontology annotation, biological process: G protein-coupled receptor signaling pathway.